Messenger RNA from Pangasianodon hypophthalmus (striped catfish), 2533 nucleotides. RefSeq names its product UDP-glucuronate decarboxylase 1 (gene uxs1). Gene Ontology annotation, biological process: D-xylose metabolic process. Gene Ontology annotation, molecular function: UDP-glucuronate decarboxylase activity; NAD+ binding. The record is from RefSeq and is a predicted model, not a curated record. The transcript has 15 exons. Lineage: Eukaryota; Metazoa; Chordata; Actinopteri; Siluriformes; Pangasiidae. The coding region runs from base 695 to 1951 and encodes 418 amino acids. Gene Ontology annotation, cellular component: cytoplasm.
GCUACCGCGGCAGGACAAUGAAUCGAUAGCUGAUGUCAUCGCUCGUGUUGUGUACAGCUGCUUCAGAGCCCAUAAGGGCAAAAACGGCGUGUGGUUGCACUCUUAUUUCGGUUAUUAAUAGCUGGUGAUGUUGAGAAAGUAGGUCGGGCUGGCAUAUAGUUCCUCGGAAUCAGGGUCUGUCUCAAACAGUGAAGGAAACAGCUCGUAGCAGUAGUAAGUGAAAUGUCUUCGUUGGAGUCAUGCGUAGUAGGCUAGCUAGCUGUCGACCUAACUGGCUAGCAAGCUAUCAGGAGGUUCUUGUGUGUAACGAGAAGAAUGCAACGUUUUUUUUGUCGUACCGGUAAAUGAGACGAAAGCACAAAAGGCUGUGAGUGCUAAAACUGUUUAUUUGCGAGAUAAAAGUUUAAGUUAGACAGUGUUUUAGUCUGUUUAUUAACGGCUAGCUCGCUAGCUAGCAGCGCAGAAGCCCGACCUGUCCAUACAUGUACAUGCUGUUGGACUCCUGUAGUCGCCAGCGCUAUAACGCGAGUUCUGCUUGUUUUUAAAGAGAGAGACAGAGAGAGGAAUAGAAGUGAGUGAAUGAUAGAGAUUAAAGGAAGAGUCGUGCUGGAGCGUGGGUCACUCAGGACGGGAUAAUGCAGUAGCUGUGAGGGAGCUCCACUUCCGGCUUCAGUGCUGCAUGUGCUGCAUGUAGAUGAUGCGGAUGCACUGGCUCAUUACUGUCAUUAACCGAAGAAUUAUGAAACUCCUCGUCGCCCUCGGGCUCAUCGCAUACAUCGCCUCUGUCUGGGGAACCUACACCAACAUGAGGUCGAUUCAGGAGCAUAGUGAGCUGAAGAUUGAGCAGAGGAUAGAUGAGGCUGUUGCACCUUUGAGAGAGAAGAUUCGGGAUCUUGAGCUCAGUUUAACACAAAAGUAUCCACCUGUGAAGUUUCUCUCUGAGAAGGAUCGCAAGAGGAUUUUGAUCACUGGUGGUGCAGGCUUUGUGGGCUCCCACCUGACUGAUAAACUGAUGAUGGACGGUCAUGAAGUGACUGUGGUCGAUAACUUUUUUACCGGCCGCAAGCGUAAUGUAGAGCACUGGAUUGGCCAUGAGAACUUCGAGCUCAUCAACCAUGAUGUGGUGGAACCGCUCUAUAUUGAAGUGGAUCAGAUCUAUCACUUGGCCUCUCCUGCAUCACCUCCCAAUUACAUGUAUAAUCCCAUCAAAACCCUAAAAACCAACACUAUUGGCACUCUUAAUAUGCUUGGUCUGGCGAAGCGUGUGGGUGCUCGACUACUUCUUGCAUCCACGUCAGAGGUUUAUGGAGAUCCAGAGGUGCAUCCUCAGAAUGAAGACUAUUGGGGUCAUGUGAACCCGAUCGGCCCGAGGGCUUGUUAUGAUGAAGGGAAGCGCGUGGCUGAAACUAUGUGUUAUGCAUACAUGAAACAGGAGGGGGUAGAGGUGCGAGUAGCACGGAUCUUCAACACAUUCGGUUCUCGGAUGCAUAUGAAUGAUGGCCGGGUGGUUAGUAACUUCAUCUUGCAGGCUUUACAGGGGGAGCCCCUGACGGUUUAUGGUUCAGGAUCUCAGACCAGAGCAUUUCAGUAUGUCAGUGAUCUUGUGAAUGGUCUUGUGGCCCUGAUGAACAGUAACGUCAGCAGUCCUGUUAACCUGGGAAAUCCUGAGGAACAUACCAUAUUGGAAUUUGCUCAGAUGAUUAAAAGCCUAGUUGUGAGUCGCAGUCAUAUCCAGUUCCUUCCAGAAGCACAGGAUGACCCUCAGAGACGGCGGCCAGACAUCCGCAAGGCAAAAAUGCUGCUUGGAUGGGAGCCUGUGGUGCCAUUGGAGGAGGGACUGAACAAAACUAUUCAGUAUUUCAGCAAGGAGCUGGAGCAUCAAGCCAAUAAUCAAUAUAUUCCCAAACCCAAGGCUGCCCGUAUGAAGAAAGGCAGACCAAGACACAACUAGAGAACAGGCUUUCUCUCAGGGAUGCUGGGACAUGUGGCCUCUAGCAGCCAUUUUACACUGAGGUAUUUUUCCCCCAUAAACCGGGUGAUUUGGUAUUCUUAUUUCCCUGAGUUUUUUGGAAAAGCAGCUCUAGCGAGAACUGCCUCUUUUGUGUUUGCUUUUCAAACGUGUGCCUCAGAAAAAGAAAAGAGAAAACCCAGACGCUAAAUACCACGUCUUGCACUUUGGAUUUUGUCAAUUGCCUAUUAUUUAAGAAAAUGUUGAAAAACUCCUCUUCGUGCUUUGUGCAUUUAUGCCAUGCAGUUUUGUUUGAUGUGAUCAUUUUUUACUAAUGUCUUUGUUUCAGUGUUGAGAUUUAUUAUGGAGCGUAGUGAUAUCCACUUUAUUUAUCUUGAAUGUGCUGCAGUGGGACAUCUGGCGCUAUUCUGAAGAAAAAAAGAAAACUAUGUGAAACGUGUUUCUGCUUUUUUAUGUAAUUUUGAGCCAAGUCUACUGUUGCCAUUGUCACACUUCAAAGAGAACUCUUAUGCUUUUUCUGAUUUCAGGUGAAAAAGGCUAUUUUAAUAAAAUAUUUACACUGUU